This is a messenger RNA of Candidozyma duobushaemuli, 645 nucleotides long. It is a transcript of the gene FGR41, whose product is annotated as Fgr41p. The transcript has a single exon. The record is from RefSeq and is a predicted model, not a curated record. The coding region runs from base 1 to 645 and encodes 214 amino acids. Lineage: Eukaryota; Fungi; Ascomycota; Pichiomycetes; Serinales; Metschnikowiaceae.
AUGCAACUCCACGUUCUUUACUCCCUCGCGUCCCUCCUUACGCUCACUCAGGCGGCUAAAGUCGUCAAGGUGACCAAAACCGUCGACAACACCGUCACAAACACCAAUGUCGUGGAAGGUACCGUUUCUACCCUCACCGACUGGCUGACCAACACAAGAACCACCACCACAACCAGGUACACAUCGACAUACACCCUGACGAUUUUUGGCCAGCCCCAUACUUUCGUAAGUGUGGGGAGCUCCGAGGUGGAAGCUCCAGCUGGACCUGAAACUCAGGCUCAAGACGCUGAGACUUCUACUCCUCAGGAAACCCAGCCUGAAGAAACUCAAACCCCUGAAGAAACCGCCCAGGAGACUCAACCUCAGGAAUCUCAACCCCAGGAGACUCAGGCUCCUGAAACCUCGGCUGCUCCUUCCACCCAGUCGCCCACGACGCCGGCUCCAUCCACAUCCACCUCUGCUUCUGAGGAGUCCGUGGAAACCGCAGACGACGCUUCUGCUUCUCUGGAGUCAGGCUACCUGCUUGACUCUGUUCUGACGGCAGUCAACGAUGGUGUGUGUGUGGUGGACUACGAGUACUACGACACCACGUCCACGGAAACGGUGACUUCCACAAGCACCCUCACCUCCACCAUCACCGUCUAA